GAUGUUAGAGCCUUCCGACUGCAGCUGCCUCCGCAGCUGAAGGUCAUAGAAGUCGAUGACCCACGAGUACAUGAGGCCAAGGCGGUACUCCUCGAGGGCCUCGGCGCGAGACCCAGGGCGGCGCUGCGGCGUUUGGCGGCAGCUGACGCAGAUCCCAGAAAGCCAUGCUUGUUCAUCAUCAGCAUUCCGCCUGCGGAUGCCGUAGAGGCCAUACCGCUCCUUUCCGAGUUUGCCUCAGAAGGCAGCACGGUGGUCGCGCAGGUGCUCCGUGCGGGCCUGCCAGAAGGUACAUCAGGCGUUGAUGCCGAGGUCGCCGCCUUGAAGUCAGUCUUUGAGGCUGCCGGAUGGCAACGGCCUGACCGUGUCGGCCAAGCGGCGCUUCGACGCCUCUACCCGGGCAGCGCGCCCGCAGACGAUGUUGCGGCGCUGGUGGUGGCUGAACGCGGUAUGCCGCUGAUGCCUGGGCGGCCUUCGGUAUCCGGAGCUCAACGGAAG
Symbiodinium pilosum is the source of this 495-nucleotide messenger RNA. NCBI's taxonomy places the organism in Eukaryota, Dinophyceae, Suessiales, Symbiodiniaceae. The record is from the annotation of a GenBank genome assembly.